Molecule: messenger RNA, 754 nt
Organism: Haplochromis burtoni (Burton's mouthbrooder)
Lineage: Eukaryota; Metazoa; Chordata; Actinopteri; Cichliformes; Cichlidae
Product: protein SSUH2 homolog
Exons: 9
Coding region: 41-418 (125 amino acids)
Source: RefSeq, a predicted model, not a curated record
UUCUGUGAGGCUGAUAUCAGCGUGGUUGAUCUGCAGCAGAAUGAACAGCUCAGCUAUGUACCCACCUGUCAUGGCACCCCAAGCCAACAUGUUUGUCAAUGUCCCAGGCUAUGAAGGCACUGUGCCAGGAGGAGGUUUCCUGCCUCCUCCCAUGCCCAUGGAGCCAGUAGCCCCACCCCAACCCAGCCCUGAAAAUCCCGAAUGGAGCAUCCCCUCUCUUUCUGAGGAUGAGGCUCGGGAGGCAUUCAAGAAAUUUGUGUCAUCUCAUAUCUGCUACGGUGAAGAUCCAGUCACUCAGGGAGUCAUCACCUCCAUGGAGCCAUUCAACACAUUUAGGUACCGUCUGGAGACAUUCACUGAGUCCAGGUCAACUGACUGGGCCCACAAACCACAUGAAGGUGAGCCUGCUGACUUUUAGACCCAGCCCGCUCCACGACCAUGGGAGGUCCAGGCCACACCCCCCAAACAUUUCAGUGACCACACAGAGAAGAUCCGGGUGCCCUACACGUCCUCCGUCAAGGAAUGCCACACAUGCCAUGCAGCAGGUACUGAGCAAUGCAAGGAGUGCAGUGGAAGUGGAAAAAAAGCGUGCCCGAUGUGUAAUGGUGCGGCAAAGUCCGAUCCAGCCUGCACUCACUGUAAUGGCACAGGCAAAAACAGGUGUACAAAGUGUGAUGGUAGGGGGAAAAAGCAAUGUGAAACCUGUAAAGGAAAAUGUCAACUGCUGACUUACAUUGAGCUAAAAGUGGAAUGG